AUGAUUAAGCUGGAGUUCCAAGACAGCUCUAAGAUCUUCGCACCUUCCAGAUCACCGAGGUCUUCUGUAACGUUCGGCCUGACCCACAACACACUCCUAUACGACAUUCAUGGCUCUUACACCGACUACCCCUCGUUCCAGCAGAGCCUCGAGCCCAGCAAAGAAGAAGAUCCGUUUGAGAAACGGAGGAAUCCCCGAACCUUCCAGUUGGGUAGAGACAGGAUCUUGGACGAGGGGAUAGGAGUUCCGUUUAGUUCGAAGCGCAAGUCUGGGGCUGCUCGUGAGGGGAUAGGUCAAUGGAAGAAGACAUCCAAGCAAGGUCAGAAUUGUCCGCUGGUACUCCGUCAAGCUGCUUCUAAACUUCCAACCAAAAUGGAAUUCAUUAGUCGCGAUACUCCACCCAGGCUCGGAAACUUGGUCUUGUACCCUCCAAAACCAGUCAAACGCAUCGCCGAAGAAUCAGUUCCCGGUGUAGACCGUGGUCCAAUAGCCGAAGCUUUAGCUACACCCUACUACUGCUAGUUAGACCACCGAUAUAACGAAGAAUAUAUACUGUUAAUCAUCUAACAGGUGUCGCGGCUUCUUGCGCAGCUGAGGCCGUGAUACUUAACCCAGCCAGUGAUGCUUACGGUAUUUAUACAAUACACCUAUGUGUUUCAAAGCGGUUGUGGUUUCUCUUCCCUCUUCCCACUGAUGACCCUCGACCAAAACCUCUUCACCCUCCAGAUUAAACCCAGCCCCACUGACCCAACUCUUGUCGACCUCGCCGACCCCUCUGGGAAUGUAUUCUAUCGCAAAGAACGAAGCACUGGGGUUGCUUACAACCUGUCUCUAUAUGGUGAUUCUUAACAUUAUCUCGGUGUCGGGAGCCCAAAUUCAUUCAUUCGUAUUCAUGGCCUUCAGAUUUCAUCACCCAGUCCGUACUAGUAACUGCCACCGCCCCAA
Molecule: messenger RNA, 945 nt
Organism: Lentinula edodes (shiitake mushroom)
Lineage: Eukaryota; Fungi; Basidiomycota; Agaricomycetes; Agaricales; Omphalotaceae
Exons: 3
Coding region: 1-522 (173 amino acids)
Source: RefSeq, a predicted model, not a curated record